Prunus armeniaca (apricot) is the source of this 1023-nucleotide messenger RNA. The record is from the annotation of a GenBank genome assembly. Lineage: Eukaryota; Viridiplantae; Streptophyta; Magnoliopsida; Rosales; Rosaceae.
AUGGCUCUGAGGGCCGUGCAUGUCUUUAACGUUCCUAGUCUCCACCAAGUCACAGAAAAUGCAGCAUUGGCCCUCCAUUCUUCACGCUUGGCUCAAGGUGUGAAAGAUGAAGGUGAAGAAACCAUAUGUGGAUACGAAUGGCCCAAGUUCAUGGUGAUGGGACACAGAGGCAGCGGGAUGAACAUGCUACAAUCUUAUGAUACAAGGCUCAAAUGCAUCAAAGAGAACUCUAUUCUCUCUUUCAAUUCUGCCGCUAAAUUCCCUAUCGAUUUCGUCGAGUUUGACGUUCAGGUGACCAAAGAUGACUAUCCAGUCAUUUUUCAUGACAACUUCAUUGGCGCUGAGGACAUGGGUGUUUUCAAGGAGCAAAGGGUUACAGACAUAACUCUGCUGGAAUUUCUUUCCUAUGGACCUCAGAAGGAGGCAGGAAAGGUUGAGAGGCCUAUGCUUAGAAAAAUAAAAGAUGGAAGAAUUUUUGAGUGGAAGGUAGAAAAGGAUGACUCCCUAUGCACAUUGCAAGAGGUGUUCGAGAAAGUUGAACAUUCCAAGGGUUUCAAUAUAGAAUUGAAGUUUGAUGAUCAGAUAGUCUACAAAGAGGAAAAACUCGAGCAUGUUCUUCGAGUGAUCUUGCAGGUGGUAAAUAAGUUCGCCAAAGACAGACCAAUCCUGUUUUCAAGCUUUCAGCCUGAUGCUGCACUUUUGAUGAGAAAAUUGCAGAGCACAUACCCUGUGUAUUUCCUCACAAAUGGAGGGUCUGAAAUUUACGCGGAUGUUCGAAGGAAUUCGACGGAAGAGGCCAUUAAGGUUUGCUUGCGGGGCGGUUUGCAAGGAAUUGUAUCAGAAGUAAAAGCUAUCUUCAGAAAUCCAGGAGCAGUGACCAGGAUCAAAGAGGCCAAUCUUGGCAUUAUAACCUAUGGACAAUUAAACAAUGUGGCAGAGGCUGUGUACAUGCAAAUUCUAAUGGGCGUGGAGGGAGUGAUUGUUGACCUUGUUCCAGAGAUCACAAAGGCAGUUUUUGUGUAG